GGCCGGAAGUAGCGGCGGCGGCGGCGGCGGCGGCGGGCGCGGGGUCCCGGCCGCCCCCAGCCCCGGCGCGAUGGCCCCCGGGGGCUCCCGCAGCCGCUCCCGCUCCCGGGGCCGCGCGCCCGCGGGGAGGAGCAGGGCGAGGAGCGGGGAGGACGGCGCGCGCACGCCCGGCUGCUCGGGCUCCCACGGCCGCAGGGACCGAAGCAAGCGCAAGGCGCGCAAGAGGCCGCGGUCCAGCUCCUCCUCCUCCUCCAGCUCCUCCAGCUCCUCCAGCUCCUCCUCCUCCUCCUCGUCCUCGUCCUCCUCCUCCUCCUCCAGCCGUGGCCGAAAGAAGCGAGGAAAGCACAAGGACAAGAAGAGGAAGAAGAAGAGGAGGAGGAAGAAGAAGCUGAAGAAGAAGAAGGAGAAGGAGAAGGUGCAGGCGGAGGCCCUGCCUGGCCCCUCGCUGGACCAGUGGCACCGCCCGGCCGGGGAGGAGGAGGAAGGCCCAGUCCUGACAGAUGAGCAGAAGUCGCGCAUCCAGGCCAUGAAGCCCAUGACCAAGGAGGAGUGGGACGCCCGGCAGAGCGUCAUCCGCAAGGUGGUGGACCCCGAGACGGGCCGCACCAGGCUCAUUAAGGGCGACGGCGAGGUCCUGGAGGAGAUCGUGACCAAAGAGCGCCACCGGGAGAUCAACAAGCAAGCCACCCGAGGAGACGGCCUGGCCUUCCAGAUGCGCUCUGGCCUGCUGCCCUGAGGCUGUGGGCAUGGCUGGUGGUCGUCAGGGCUGGCCGCAGCACGGAGCCCUGAGGGUUGCCGUUUGUGGUUCUCCAGGGACUCUGCUCCCCCCAUCUCCCCAAACGCGGGGGUCAGUGGCCUGAGUGGCAACUCCAUCUCCUGAGUGCCCACUUGCCAGACAUUAAACAUUCCCCGGUUGGUGGUGUC
Molecule: messenger RNA, 924 nt
Organism: Sorex araneus (European shrew)
Lineage: Eukaryota; Metazoa; Chordata; Mammalia; Eulipotyphla; Soricidae
Gene: ARL6IP4
Product: ADP ribosylation factor like GTPase 6 interacting protein 4
Exons: 5
Coding region: 71-736 (221 amino acids)
Source: RefSeq, a predicted model, not a curated record